AUACUUAGGACAUGUUAUCAGGAGUUUUACAUAUUCUGGACAUGUUAAUGCCAGUCAGUCACUGGAGAACGGCAUCCUGCUUAGUAGUGAGGGUCAGCAAACAAAGAAGUCCCUCGGUGAGAUGGAUCGACAGAGUGGCUGCAACGAUGGCAUCAAACAUAGCCACGACUGUGAGGAUGGCGCGGGACCAGGCAGUGGGUACAUGGUGGCCUUUCUGCGUGGGAACCGAGUCGAUGGAUGUACCCAACAAGAACAGCGUUCACUGGUUGAAGUUUCCACCUUUUGGCUGUUGUGAAAAGUGCGAUAGUGAACUGGGUCCUUCUUUGGAUACAUGGGAUUUCUCUUCGCCUUUCUUAUCAUUAUGGAUAAACCGAUUUUACAUAUAUCUGGGCUUUGCCUUUGGCAUUGGCCUUUGGAUUUGUGCCCACAUUGUCAUCAAGAAGCAGGACAAGAACCCACCGGAGAAGGCGGGUCCAAAAGCCCCUUGGGGUCUGGUGACGCCUGGCUCUGCCCCCCAUCACAAGCAGGAGGUCUUGGUGUCGGGAGUGAAGAUUUUCUAUGCAUCCCAGACUGGAACUGCCAAGGGAUUCGCAGCCGCUCUUGCCGAAGCGGUCGCCACUCUCGCCCUGCCCGUGACCGUCAGCGAUCUGAAAGACUACGACCCGGAUGACCACCUGCUGGAGGAGGUGACCAGGAAGAACGUCUGCGCCUUCCUGCUGGCCACCUACACGGAUGGCCAGCCUCCCGAGAGCGCCCUCUGGUUUUGCAAGUGGCUGGAGGAGGCGGCCAGCGACUUUCGGUUCGGCCGAACGUACCUGAAGGGCAUGAGGUACGCGGUGUUUGGCCUAGGGAACUCUGCCUACAGGAGCCACUUCAACAAGCACACCUCCUCCUCCUUCAGAGACCCCAGGUCCCCUGAAGCUCCCAUCUCAGUCCUGUCCUGUGCCGUGGUCUACACACCCCGCCACUUGGCGUCACUCGUGAUGGCAGCUGCCCUGUCCCAGCAGGAGGGGCGCCUGGAGAGCUGCAGUGAGGAGAGUGACCCCGACGACCCCCCGAGCCUCAGUCCUGUCGUCGACGUCGAGGACCUGGGCCACAUCGUGGGCCGCGUGAAGAAAGGAAAGAAAGACAAGGAGCCGUUGGAAGGGAGCAGCCAUGUGCUGGGCCGCACUGGGCAGCCGGAGGACCUGGAGAGACGAGCGAUGAUCACGCCCGCCCUGCGGGAAGCCCUCACGAAGCAAGGCUACCAGCUGAUUGGAAGUCACUCGGGUGUGAAGCUUUGCCGGUGGACUAAGUCCAUGCUCCGGGGCAGAGGAGGUUGUUACAAACACACGUUCUAUGGCAUCGAGAGCCACCGCUGCAUGGAAGCCACUCCGAGCCUGGCCUGCGCCAACAAGUGCGUCUUCUGCUGGCGGCACCACACCAACCCAGUGGGCACUGAAUGGCGGUGGAAGAUGGACCAGCCUGAAAUGAUCUUGAAAGAAGCCAUCGAAAACCAUCAGAACAUGAUUAAACAGUUUAAAGGCGUCCCUGGCGUCCGAGCAGACCGAUUCGAGGAAGGGCUGGAGGUCAGGCACUGUGCCCUGUCCCUGGUGGGCGAGCCGAUCAUGUACCCGGAGAUCAACAGGUUCCUGGAGCUCCUGCACCAGCGUGAGAUCUCCAGCUUCUUGGUCACCAAUGCACAGUUCCCUGCGGAGAUCAGGAGCCUCAAGCCUGUCACCCAGCUGUAUGUCAGUGUGGAUGCCAGCACCCAAGACAGCCUGAAGAAGAUCGACCGCCCCCUCUUCAAGGAUUUCUGGCAGAGAUUCCUCGACAGUCUGCGAGCGCUCGCCGAGAAGGUGGACGAGCUCCAGGCCUACGCCGAGCUGGUGUCCCUGGGGCACCCCGACUUCAUCGAAGUGAAGGGCGUGACCUACUGUGGAGAAAGUUCUGCCAGCAGCCUGACCAUGGCCAACGUGCCCUGGCACGAGGAGGUGGUGCACUUUGUCCAGGAGCUGGUGUCCCUGAUCCCCGACUACGGUGUCGCCUGUGAACACGAGCACUCCAACUGCCUCCUGAUAGCCCACAAAAAGUUUAAGGUUGGUGGAGACUGGUGGACGUGGAUCGAUUAUGACCGCUUCCAGGAGCUCAUCCGAGAAUACGAACGGAGCGGGGGGUCCAAAACGUUCAGUGCGCAGGAGUACAUGGCCCGGACGCCUCCGUGGGCCUUAUUCGGUGCCCACGAGAGGGGCUUUGAUCCCAAGGACACCAGACAUCAGAGGAAGCACAGACCCAAGAAUGUUUCUGGCUGUUGAGAUCAUCUGACUUCUGCGGGCCCAGAAUUGGCUGCCCAGAAGGUUCUUGGACUCCUACCCCCACCCCCCGCCCCAAGGACAUAUGUCACAGAUGACAUUUCAUAAGGGAAAAGGCUCGAAGGUGAAACAAGGGGACAGUCCAGUGCCCGGAGUGGGAGUGAGGUCGUUUUGUUUUGUUGUGAGGGAGAGAUACAAUCAUUAAACUUUAAUCGGAGUAUGUUAGAUUUUACUCAGUAGAGCUUCUGACGUGUUGUUCAUGAGAGCACAGGAAAGCACCAUCCAGGCUGCUCCCUCUAGCCCGGCCUGCGGCCUCGGAGGGAGAGCCACUCUGAUUUCGCUACCCGGAGGGAAAUGUGUCUUUCUGAGAGACGCACCGGGCCCCUUCUUCCCUCUCAACCUGGCAUCUCCCGAACACAGAAGCUAGGCCGUCUUAAUUGCUAAUUAUUUUACAGCAGCCACUGCUUGGCUUUUUUUUUUCUUUCUUAGUACCAAUCCAUUAGGAAAUUGAAUUGAAUUUCAGCAUCCCUCCAUCUUACUCAGCCGUCCCCUUCCUCCACCCCCACCCCCACCCCCCGCCACAGAAGGCAAUUUAUGGGCUGGAUUAGAGGGACCAAGCUUUUCUUCUCUGAAAGGAAUCACCGUACAAGGGCACUGAUAAAUUAGUCCAACAAACUUUGCAACAAUGGGAUAUCCCGUUUUGUUUCCUUUUUUCCUGUUGCAUUCAAGUCUGGCCCCCCUACACAGUCCGCUGGUCUCCCCUCCCCCCACGCCGCUAGCUCUGGCCAUUUGACUCUAUCUGUUCUUUAUGGUUUAAGUUUUUCUCUAAGUGGAAAUAUUAUGAAAUAAGUCAUCUUUCUUUUCUCUCCAAAAGUUAAAAGAUAUUUUGAAAUUCUUUUACCCUAAAAAUGGAACUAAUAAAGUACUCUCUUGUAAGGA
This is a messenger RNA of Echinops telfairi (small Madagascar hedgehog), 3230 nucleotides long. Its product is annotated as S-adenosyl-L-methionine-dependent tRNA 4-demethylwyosine synthase TYW1. The record is from RefSeq and is a predicted model, not a curated record. The coding region runs from base 12 to 2294 and encodes 760 amino acids. The transcript has 16 exons. Gene Ontology annotation, biological process: wybutosine biosynthetic process. Gene Ontology annotation, molecular function: 4 iron, 4 sulfur cluster binding; FMN binding; catalytic activity. NCBI's taxonomy places the organism in Eukaryota, Metazoa, Chordata, Mammalia, Afrosoricida, Tenrecidae.